UUGAUUUUCUUUCCUUUUUUAACGGUACGAAGUCCUGGGAAAGUGGAAGAUAAGUCUGGCAUAAGGCAUUGGAUCGUUGAUGGGGUAAUCUUCGAUUCUCUUUUCCAUUUUCAAUUCCCCUCGAUUCUUCUGUGUAUUGCUUCCGGUUGUAGCUUUGCGAUGGUGGGAUUUAACUGAUCAAAGUACUAGGCCUUUAUUUCACGAGUGAAGUGCAUGUAGGACAAGCGAAAACCAAGUCUUAAAAGCCCAACUUCAUUUGGAAAAGGAUCUACUCUUUCACUAUACGAGGAUUCAGAAAUGGGGAACUCAAAGGGAUGUUUUAUUGAAUAUUUUAAUUCUGGUGAUUAUUCAUCACUUUGGAAAAGCCAUGGAGCAUAUGGCAUUGUCGGUGCUGCUGUUGUUGGUAUACUUAUACCUGUAUUUAUUUCCUCUUUCUUCAUUGGAAAGAAAAAGGGAAAACAAAGAGGAGUUCCUGUAGAUGUUGGUGGGGAUUCCGCCUACACCGUACGCAAUGGUCGUGUAACUGAAUUGGUUGAAGUACCAUGGGAAGGAGCCACAACCAUGGCAGCUAUGUUUGAGCAAUCUUGUAAAAAGAAUUCACACAAUCAAUUUCUUGGAACAAGGAAGCUUAUCGACAAGGACAUUGUUACAGCUAGUGAUGGUAGGAAGUUUGAGAAGCUUCACUUCGGAGAAUAUGAAUGGCAAACUUAUGGUGAAGCAUUUGAUCGUGCUUGCAACUUUGCAUCGGGUCUUAUUAAAUUAGGCCACAACGUGGAUACUCGUGCUGCAUUAUUUUCUGAAACCAGGGCAGAUUGGUUAAUAGCAUUCCAGGGAUGCUUCCGACAGAAUAUUACUGUUGUUACUAUUUAUGCAACUCUAGGGGAGGAGGCGCUAAUCCAUGCACUUAAUGAGACUUCAACUUCGACCUUGAUAUGCGAUUCAAAGCAGCUGAAGAAGCUGGCUGCUAUAAGCACAAGCCUCAAAACGAUUCAGAAUGUUAUUUAUUUUGAAGAAGAUGGAACUUCAAAAGAAACUGGAUAUUCUGAAAGCAUGAGCGGCUGGACAGUUGUGUCCUUUUCUGAAGUUGAGAGACUUGGUAAAGCAUGUCCCGUUCCGCCAAGCCUACCCUCUAAGAAUGAAGUUGCUGUUGUUAUGUACACAAGUGGCAGUACAGGUCUGCCAAAGGGUGUUAUGAUAACACAUGGAAACAUUGUAGCCACUGCUGCAGCAGUUAUAACAGUCAUUCCAGAACUAAAUAGCAAAGAUGUCUACUUGGCGUACUUGCCCCUGGCUCACGUUUUUGAAUUGGCAGCUGAGUCUGUCAUGGUGGCUACGGGAUGUAGAAUUGGUUAUGGUUCUCCAUUGACUUUAACAGACAUAUCAAACAAAAUUAAGAAGGGAACCAAGGGAGAUGCUUCUGAAUUAAAGCCAACUCUCAUGGCAGCAGUUCCUGCUAUACUGGAUCGUGUUCGAGAUGGAGUACUGAAAAAGGUUGAGGAUACUGGGGGUCUAGCGAAGACUCUUUUUACAUUUGCAUAUACACGUCGACUGGCAGCUGUAGAAGGAAGCUGGUUUGGGGCUUGGGGACUGGAAAAAAUGCUGUGGGAUUUAAUCAUCUUUAAGAAAAUACGCUCUGUACUUGGAGGAGAUAUUAGAUUUAUGCUCUGUGGUGGAGCUCCUUUAUCUGCGGAUUCACAACGCUUCAUCAAUAUCUGCAUGGGGGCUCCUAUUGGCCAAGGAUAUGGCUUAACAGAAACUUUUGCUGGAGCUGCUUUUUCUGAGGCAGAUGACACAGCAGUGGGCCGUGUAGGGCCACCCCUUCCUUGUUGCUACAUUAAGCUUGUUUCUUGGGAAGAAGGUGGCUAUAAGACAUCUGACAAACCAAUGCCCAGAGGAGAGAUUGUUGUUGGGGGACACAGUGUAACUGCUGGAUACUUUAAGAAUGAGGAAAAGACUAAUGAGGUGUACGAGGUGGAUGAGAGGGGCAUCCGCUGGUUUUAUUCUGGUGACAUUGGAAGGUUUCAUCCUGAUGGAUGCUUAGAAAUAAUUGAUAGAAAGAAGGACAUUGUUAAGCUUCAACAUGGAGAAUACAUCUCUCUAGGAAAGGUUGAAUCUGCGCUAAUGUCAAGUAAUUAUGUGGAAAGUAUCAUGUUACAUGCAGAUCCUUUCCAUAGCUACUGUGUAGCAAUUGUUGUACCUGCACGAAAAUCCCUUGAGGACUGGGCCCAAAAUGCUGGCAUCAAGUAUGAGGAUUUCUCUGAGCUGUGUGUAAAAGCUGAAGCAGUUAAAGAGGUUCAGCAAUCCCUUGCCAAGGUUGCAAAAGCUGCAAAACUAGACAAGUUUGAACUCCCUGCAAAAAUCAAAUUGAUGCCAGAUCCAUGGACACCCGAGUCUGGAUUGGUUACUGCUGCCCUAAAGAUAAAGAGGGAACAGCUGAAAGCCAAGUUCAAAGAUGAGCUAAAGAAUUUAUAUGCAUGAACCAGUGGAGUAUGCUAUGUCUGUUCCUUAGUGGAGUAUGCUAUGCCUGUUCCUCCAAUGUUGGAUUGGAGGGUUAUUGUGGUAUAUUUUCUCCUGUGUUGUUGUUAACCACAUACGAGUUCUAAUUGCUCAGUUUCUGACACCAUGCAACUGGAUAAUUUCAAACAAAUUUGUUGCAAAAGAAUUGAGCUUUAUUUUUAUCAGCUUAUUUUUAUAUAAA
Humulus lupulus (European hop) is the source of this 2698-nucleotide messenger RNA. RefSeq names its product long chain acyl-CoA synthetase 8. Gene Ontology annotation, cellular component: membrane; endoplasmic reticulum. Bases 298 to 2478 code for a protein of 726 amino acids. The transcript has 13 exons. Gene Ontology annotation, molecular function: long-chain fatty acid-CoA ligase activity. The record is from RefSeq and is a predicted model, not a curated record. Lineage: Eukaryota; Viridiplantae; Streptophyta; Magnoliopsida; Rosales; Cannabaceae.